AUGCGCCUAAAUAUUUUUUUCUCCGUCAAAUAUGCUCUCCAUCUCUCCUUCUCUGCAUCUUUGGCAAGGGCCUUUGGCUCCGCUAAGAACAUGUUAUCCGCUUCCCUUGAUUGCAAAGAAACUUUAAUGGACAAGCACCCAACAGCAAAGGAAAACUUGGAGGAAUUGGAGAAACUAGGGUGCACGAUUCUAAAUGAAGUAGCCUGCCACACCAUGACCAACCAUCCUUCUCUCGAGGAUAUGAAGUUUGAUAGAAUAAUCUUCAAUUUUCCACAUGCAGGCUACCAUUAUCUUUACGGACGGGAAAGUGAACAAGGCCAAAUCGAGCUUCACCAAGAGGUAGUGAAGGGCUUCCUUUCAAGUGCACGUGACAUGCUUACAAGCAAAGGGGAGGUUCACGUGACCCACAAGACAAGUUACCCUUUCUAUUUGUGGGAGGUGGAGAAACUAGCCGAAGAAGUUGGACUGAAUUUGACUGAAGAAGUAGAAUUUGAAUUACUAGAUUAUCCGGGUUAUGAGAAUAAGAGAGGAGACAAAGGCAGUAGCAAUGACUCUUUUCCUGUUGGAAGGUGCAGUACUUUCAAGUUCAAACUCCCAAUUCAUACUUGA
Molecule: messenger RNA, 609 nt
Organism: Macadamia integrifolia
Lineage: Eukaryota; Viridiplantae; Streptophyta; Magnoliopsida; Proteales; Proteaceae
Exons: 4
Coding region: 1-609 (202 amino acids)
Biological process (GO): rRNA base methylation
Cellular component (GO): cytoplasm
Molecular function (GO): rRNA (uridine-N3-)-methyltransferase activity
Source: RefSeq, a predicted model, not a curated record